Messenger RNA from Neurospora tetrasperma FGSC 2508, 1269 nucleotides. RefSeq lists its product as uncharacterized. The record is from RefSeq and is a predicted model, not a curated record. The transcript has a single exon. Bases 1 to 1269 code for a protein of 422 amino acids. Lineage: Eukaryota; Fungi; Ascomycota; Sordariomycetes; Sordariales; Sordariaceae.
AUGGCAUCCAUCGGCCCCCAACUCCCUCCCCAUCUCCAAAAGCGCAAACGCGACUCCAAAGACGAAGAGUCAGCCUCUCCUCCGACCAAGAUAUCGCGACCAGACAGCAACCCAGACGAACUCCCACUUGAUGAUGAUGAUGAUGAUGACUCCGACAAUGACUUUGGGCCCAGUGCACCCAAUCCUAAUCGCCCAUAUUCUGCAUCUAGCAUUGGCCCAUCUGCUGCACCACCGCGACCAUCAAUAGGCCCUUCCCGACCACCCAAUCCAUCGGAGGAAGACGAAAAGAGUGUUGCAAAGCCCACCACACAACCGAUCGGUCCCUCUCUUCCACGACCACCACCCACAACGACGAACAUCGAUGAAAUUCCCCUCGAAGAUUCAGACGGUGAUAAUAUUGGUCCUGCCGUAGGAUCAUCAAUAGGCCCAACCGCACCUCCCGCCUCCGCCGCUUCUGCUGCUCCCAAGCGUAUCUACGGCCCCGCCUUUCCACCCGCCGACCUCUCUGAGCGUCCAACCACGGAUCCCAAUGCCGACUCAGACUCCAACUCAGACUCGGAUUCAGACGAUGGCUACGGCCCCGCCCUCCCCGGCUCACGACCAGCCGCCAGCUCAAAGAAUAGCCACGGCAGUGGUCCCCACUUCCCUUCCUUCGCCCAGCAACAAGAUCGAGCCGAAGAACUUCAAGCCCCCAAGCGCGACGACUGGAUGAUCGCACCGCCUACCAGUAGUAGCUACCGUGCCCCAGACCCGACAAAGCUCAAGUCGCGCAAGUUCGCUAGCGGGCGCUCUGCCGCCACGGAAAAAUCAAGCGGAGUAAGCAGCAUAUGGACGGAGACGCCUGAAGAAAAAAUCAAGCGGUUGGCAGCGGCGGUGCUGGGUCGGGAAGACCCGUCAUCUACUGCCGCCUCUUCCUAUCCCUCUUCAAAAACUGCCUCUGUCUCAAACACUGUCGGGCCAAAAAACCUGGAUGAAGAAAGGGUCCGUUCCUAUACUGAACAAACGCGGGGACGGAGUCUAGUGGAGGAACACCAAGCUGCCAUUGCGGCGGGAAAGAAGAAACUGACCUCGAGUUCUUCUGCGCCUAGCAGACCGGCGAACAAGUAUGGGAAGCAGGAUGUUGAUGAUGAAGAUGACCCGAGCAAGCGGGCGUUUGAUCGGGAGAAGGAUAUGGCGGUUGGAGGCAGGAUUAGCCAUACGCAGAGGAAGGAUCUGUUGAAUCGCGCGGCGAAUUUUGGGGAUCGGUUUCAGUCUGGGAAAUAUCUAUGA